This is a messenger RNA of Lasiodiplodia theobromae, 2442 nucleotides long. Its product is annotated as Heterokaryon incompatibility protein. NCBI's taxonomy places the organism in Eukaryota, Fungi, Ascomycota, Dothideomycetes, Botryosphaeriales, Botryosphaeriaceae. The transcript has a single exon. The coding region runs from base 1 to 2442 and encodes 813 amino acids. The record is from RefSeq and is a predicted model, not a curated record.
AUGAUCUGCUCAAAAUGCCUCUCGAUGUUUUCGCUGUACACGACGACCCAAGGCGGUGGUGACAAAGGCAAACACCACGCAAGCGAAGCCCACCUCGACCGCGCCGCAACGGCCGGCUGCAAGAUCUGCACCUGCGUCCGCCGCCAAUGGCUCCAGGAGAAACAAAACCUCCGGCCGACGACGACGACGACGACCUCCGAUGCAGCAGCAGCUGCUGCAGCCAGCCAGACCGCCGCCGCCGAAUCAUCAUCAUCAUCAUCAUCAUCAUCAUCAUCAUCAUCGGCGUCCUUCAACUAUCGGAUCGGCUUCGAUGUGCCACCGGAGGAUUCCACGGAGGAGGAAAGAAGAAGAUCGGCCUGGAUCUUCUUCCGCGCCGUGAUGCCAGGUUUCCGUGCGGCCGACGACAGCGACGACGAUGAUGAUGAUGACGACGGCGAGAUCGUCGUCACCAGCGUUAACGUUUACAGGUCUGCUUCGCUGCCGGACCAGGAGGGCUGCAGCGAGAAGAUCGUGCAGCAGUCUUCGCCUCGGGAGGAGGAACGUCGCGACGAUGAGCCGUGGCGCGUACGCCACGUCGGCAGCUUGCGAACGUAUCCGAACAGCACGGGGCAUCCGGCCGUCGCGGAGCGCGCAGCGCUCUGGCUCGGGCAGUGCCUCGCGAGCCACGAGGGGUGUCGCCGGGCAGCACUCGACGGCGACGGCGGCGGCGGCAGCAGCAGCUGGUAUCCGCAGCGCCUGCUCGACGUGCGCGACCCGCGCCGCCCGCGUCUCGUCAUCACCGCUCAGGAGCAGCCACCAGUCUCGGGGGGCGGCGGCUACGCAACCCUCAGCCACUGCUGGGGCGAGCACCCAGAAUUCAUGAUGCUGUGCCCGCAGACGGAGGAAUUGCUCACGGCCGGCGUGCCCGUCGAGCGCCUGCCGCAGACAUUCCAGGACGCGAUACUAACGACGAGCCGCCUCGGCAUCGCGUAUCUCUGGAUCGACAGCCUCUGCAUCCAGCAGGCCGGGCCCGGCAGCGCGGAUGACUGGGUCGGCCACGUCAAGGCCAUGCGGCAGAUCUACCAGCGGUGCGUGCUGAAUAUCGCGGCUGACCGCGCGGGGAGUCCGCAUGAGGGCGCGUUUGUGCGGCGUUCGUCGGACGCGGCGGCGCUGCAGGGGUGCCAGGUGUUCUGGAAGACUGGGCGUGGUGAUGGGGAUGGGGAUGGCGACAUGUGGACAGUUGUCGAUGACCGCGACCUCAACGGCGGCUUCUUCGCCGCCCCGCUCACGCGCCGCGCCUGGGUCUUCCAGGAGCGCUUCCUCGCGCCGCGCGUGCUGCACUUUGGCGCGGACCAGGUGUGGUGGGAGUGCGCGGAGCUGGGCUUCGCGUCUGAGGUCAUGCCUGAGGGCAUGCCGCGCGCGCAUCCGCUGUUCGACCUUGCUGGCGCGCCGUUUUCGAUACCGCGAGCGGCACCGCUGCCACUUCCUGAGACGACGGAGGAGGAGGAGAGGGAGAAGGCUGCCUGGCGCGACAACAUCAUGAACGAGUGGCAGCGCGCCGUCGCGACGUACGCGAAGGCGCGCCUGACAUUCGUCGAGAAAGACGUCUUCGCCGCCUUCGCCGGCGUCGCGGAGAUGUUCGGCAACAGCUUCUACGCCGACGACGAGUACAUCGCCGGCCACUUCCGCUCCGAGCUGCCAUGGUGCCUGCUGUGGGAGUGCCAGGGCAUGCGGCGGCCAUCGCCCAGGGACAGUACACCGUACCGCGCGCCCAGCUGGAGCUGGGCCAGCAUGUCGAACUCGGCGCUGAACGUGACGGACGACACGGUCGGCUUGCCUCUCUGGCACGCCUGUCACGACCUGAGGCAGGCCGGCGCGGCGGCGGCGCGCGUGCUGGCGGCGGUGCUGGACGCAAGGGUCGAGCUGGUGGACGAGGGGAAUCGGUUUGGUGCGGUGAGGUACGCGGAGAUUACGUUGCGCGUGAAGGCGUUUGAGUGUUUUCGGUUGGACAAUCAUCCAGCGCUCAAGAGGGGUGGCGGUGACGAGGAGGAGGAGGAGGAGGAGGACCCGGCCGCGCCCAUGCUAAACCCCUCGCGCGUCCCGCAUGCGAAGGCUCGGCCGGCGUCGUGGGGCGUCGGGAGGGCUGUUGCGGCUGUCGCGGCGCCGGAGCUGUUUGAAAGACAUCCAUAUACGCGGCCCUUUUUGACGCCGUAUGUUGAGGUUGAGCCGGAUGAUGAGGAGGAGCUACUAGAGCUGGGGAGGGCGCUGGCGGUGCCGAUUUUGGAGGAUCGGGGCGCGGGGAGGGUGAUGGGGAUAUUGGUGAGGCCCGUGCUGGGAAGGGAUGGAGGGGGAGAUGGGAGGAGUUAUUUUGAGAGGGUGGGGGCUUUUCGGGUGAAGAGUUUUGAUGUUGAUGAGCUUGUUAGAAGAGGGGUGGUUGCGGAGAGAGAUGUGGUUCUGGUUUGA